Entrophospora sp. SA101 is the source of this 2406-nucleotide messenger RNA. NCBI's taxonomy places the organism in Eukaryota, Fungi, Glomeromycota, Glomeromycetes, Entrophosporales, Entrophosporaceae. The record is from the annotation of a GenBank genome assembly.
AUGGAAGAUGAAAGGUUGCUAUCGAUUGUAAAAGAGUUGGGAGUUAAACAUUGGAAACUAAUUGGUAUAAAACACGGUUUGAGAGAUGGAAAGCAAUGUCGCGAAAGAUGGCAUAAUCAUCUUAAUCCCAAUUUAAUAUAUGGUCCAUUGACACCUAAAGAAGACGAAUUAAUAUUGUAUUAUUACUCAGAAAUGGGAACAAAAUGGGCCGUAAUGGGUCAUUUAUUAGAUACAUCACAAAAACAACAAAAACGGAAAAAACGAAAAUUUAAAAAAAUUCCCUUGAAUCAUCAUCAAUCUACCGCCAUCACCACUGUCAGCACCAACACUACCAAUAAUAGUCAUAAUUUCAUUCUUAGAACACCUAAUAUUAGUGUUAAUUCUAUAAAUACACCACCAUCACCAACGCAAACAAAAUCAAUUAAAAGGUAUAAUCAUCGUAAUUAUAAUCCAAAAGUAGAAGAAAUAAUACAUUCAACAAAAAAACCGAUCAAUACUACCAAAACAUCACUGUCUCCAACACCUAAAUCUAUUAAAACAUCUUAUGAUCCAAAAAUACAAAAAGAGUCACCAUCAUCAUCAUCAAAAACUGACCCAGAUAAUAACGCUAACAACUCACCUGGUCAAGGUCCUUUAUACCUUGAUUUUGAAGGUUAUGAUCCUUUGAAUCCAAGAAAACAUAUUAAACGUAUAGAAUCUGCUCCUGUAAUCCCACAAAUAUCAAUAGAUGAAGAUGACGCCGCUUUUGAAUUUACAAAUGAUCCUAUUGAUCUUGCUCUACGAAAAUUCCUUAUGGAGUGUUAUCUCCCAAAAGAAACACAACAAAUUGACCGUGUGAUGGAAGCUUUUGCAAAAAGAUAUCAUGAAAAUAAUCCUGAACUGUUUCCAUCCUCUGAUACACCUUAUAUUCUUGCAUUUUCAUUAUUAAUGCUCCACACUGAUGCAUUCAACAAAAGUGUAAAGCGUAAAAUGACAAAAGAAGAUUUUAUAAAAAAUACAAGGAUUGACGGUGUUGCUCCAGAAAUUUUAGAGAAAAUUCCUACCGAGUUUAAACCAUCUAUUCAUACACUCGUUCCAGUUGAAAAUCCUUAUUCAUACAUGGGAACCCUACCUUCAAUGGACACUACACAUAUCCAUCGUGCAUUUGCCAGUGCACACGCAAUAAGAAUCACCGGCGUACAAACCCGUCAUAACGGUGAAACUUUCAAUCACGCAAAUACUUUACACCAAUUAGAGGAAGAAAAUGGGACUUUUGUUCUCAAAAUAACUAAAGGUGGUAAAUUAGGUAGGAAGGUUGAUAUGGUCGAUGGUAGGAAAAAAAGUGGUAUAAGAAAUUGGAAACAAUAUGGUGUUAUUUUAAGUGGGAGUCAAUUGAUGUUCUUUAAAGAUGAAGCUUGGCCAGACGUGAUACUUAUGACAGCAGAAUCUAUUGCAGUGCAUGAUAAAACAUAUAAAAAAUAUCCAAAUGUAUUUCGACUAGUAUGUCCAAAAGGUCAUCAAUAUCUAUUUCAAGCAGAGAAUGAAUCGGAAAUGAAUGAUUGGAUAACAAAAAUAAAUUAUGCUGCGACAUUUAAAUCAAUUGUUAAUAAAGAUGACGGAGCUAAUGAUGCACACAGCAGGGCUAAUGUUCUAAGGUCAAAGAUUGACGAACUUCAAGGUAAAAUUUCCACACUUACAUCUCAACUUCAGAAUGACGUAAGGUUCAGGAAUAAUUUGUUUAUAAUGAUGCCAUAUAAAACAUCUACACGAGAUCGUAUUAUUCAACUUGCUUUGAUGGUAGCACACCGUAUUAAACACACCUGUUUGGAACUUAGUAGGUUGGUAUGUUAUCAUGAAAUUCUGGAAAAAGAUUUAUGUGCAACUGUCAUGGAAGAUGAUUAUUAUUGGCUGAAUAGAAAAAGUAUGCAUAGACUUGGUGAUAUACCGUUCAUCACCGAGAAAACCAAAAAAUCAGCAACAAUGACGCUUGUUCCAAUGUCAUCAACAUCUUCAUUAUCCACGAUGGCAUGUUCAAGCCCUGUAACAUCAAUAGCAGAUUCAAUUCAAUCCAGUCCACCAAAUUCAAUAGGUAAUGUUUACUUGCAUCCAUCAGAUAUUGAAUUAGAAAUUGUUAAGGAUGACGAUAAUAAUGGCGAUAAUAGCAAAUAUCCAAAUAAUUUUGAGGAAAAAUCUAGUUUUAGAGAUGACGCUUCAAGUAUUUUAAGUAUGGAAUUUGAAGAUGCAAAAGAACAAAUUGAAAAUACAAUACUUUUUAAUUCGUCAUCGUUUUCAUCAUCAUCAAUUAUUCCAAUAUCAUCUACAAGUUCUUUAGGAAUGCCAAUCAGUCCAUUUAGGGCUUGGAGAUGUAGAAUUACCGUUGGAAAAGCUCCACCUAAAGCGGAAGUACAAGAUAAUAUUGCUAUUUAA